AUGCAAACAGCGCCUCCAUUCUCACAUAAUCACACCAAUCCUCUAUUAAUGAAAGAUGACGUUGGCAAGUCAAAACCUUCAACUUUCAAUCUUCCCAACCAAGAUUUCGUUUAUGGGCAGCCAUUAGCCAGAGAUAAGGAAGGAGCAAAAGAAGUAACCAUGACAUGGAAAUUCCAUUAAGAAUCUCAAGACAGAGUGCCCAAUAGAGAUUUUCCUGAAUUAAACAAAUAAUCCAUUCACAAUGGAUCUGUCAAAGCACAUGUAACUGUACAUUCUAUUCAGGAUAUGUAUAAAUUUAGAUAGACUCAUGAUGCAAGAUUGAAACUUAAAAAAGGUACAAACAUUCAAGCCAUAGAAUUACCAGAAGAAGAAUUUAGAUAUGGACGUAAAAAUAGGCCAUCAACACCUAUGAAAUUGGUCAUGGGUAAUUCCUAUGGAAUUGAGGCUGAAUCCCAAAUUUUAGACAAAUAUCAAGGCAGAGCAAGUUCAUAAGUAUCAUUCAAAACCUAUAUAAAGGAUUCUAAGCUUUCUUCCUCUUUAGUAAAAGGUAAUAAAGCCUCCUAAUUGUUUUAUGAUACCAAUCAUAAAAAACUAGCAGCCAUUUAAGGAGUUGAGAAAAAAGAACCUUUUAAAAUGGAAAAAUUUAAAACAGUAAACCCCAAAAUCAAUACAAAUUUAUCGACUAAAAAAUGA
Messenger RNA from Paramecium tetraurelia, 693 nucleotides. RefSeq lists its product as uncharacterized. The transcript is spliced from 3 exons. NCBI's taxonomy places the organism in Eukaryota, Ciliophora, Oligohymenophorea, Peniculida, Parameciidae. The record is from RefSeq and is a predicted model, not a curated record.